This is a messenger RNA of Drosophila sulfurigaster albostrigata, 1143 nucleotides long. RefSeq names its product transmembrane protein 138-like. The transcript is spliced from 3 exons. NCBI's taxonomy places the organism in Eukaryota, Metazoa, Arthropoda, Insecta, Diptera, Drosophilidae. Bases 134 to 631 code for a protein of 165 amino acids. The record is from RefSeq and is a predicted model, not a curated record. Gene Ontology annotation, cellular component: cilium.
AUGCUGUUGCUGGGCAGCGCAUGCUCCCAUUGCGUGGGCGCAUUUGACGUCACUAGGACGAAGGACACCAUAACACAAGCGUCAGAAACAAAACACAGUUCAAACAGAAAAGGUUAAGCUGCAAUUAUAAAAAAUGAAAUUAACAUUGCGACGUUAUUCUUGGCUUUUGGUUUUUCAACUUGCCCUGUUGCUUGCGGAUUUAUUCUUCAAUGCCUUCGGCUCCUGGUUAGCGCGGGAUAAGCUCCAAACUGCAAUAUUCUUUUUCGUUGUUCAGGAUUCGUUUAUCAUCAUAGAGUAUCUGUUAUUUACGUUGUCGCUGCAUUCAACUUGUGUCUAUCAAGUGGGCGCCUCUCACAUUAUCUUGCGCAAUUGUAAACUAUUUCUGUUCAGCAUAACGAUCUAUUUCCUGCUGUCCGCCUCGCAGCACUCCUGGAUUGUUUACCAGUAUCGAUUGUCCCCGUCGGAAUCGACUCAACAAUGGCCUUUGGCCCUAUAUGCCUUGGCCGUAUUUCAGCGCUUGAUGUCAGUUUUGUAUUAUUACACUUCAAAGUCAACUGCGCUGAUCAUGGCUGAUCCACGCUAUAAGGAGGAGCAUCUUGAUUGGAUAGCCGAACAAUUGGGUGACAAAUAAAGCGAAAGGCUCAUUUAAUGGGAAUGAAUGUAUAUAUUAUUAUUAGCUAGGCAGAGUCCGUCUUUAAUAUAUAAAUUAAAAGCUCAAAAUACUGUUAUUAAAUGUACAUAAAUAUACAUACACAACACAAAUAUAAUUAAUGAUAUUUGUGAAUCAAAAGUAACAAUCUUUUUAUCAUCAAAAGAGGAACAUGGGAUUAAAAUUAUUGUGAAUUGUUUUAUUGCUUACUUAUGUUUGCCUGGCAUUUCAUUGCUCUAUUAUCCCCAGUUUUAUACUUUAAACAAACAAGCUUGCUAGACUGUCAUUCCAGUCAUAAAAUAAUUUUUAAUUUGGAUAAUUUUAUUCUUAAAAUCCUAGUUUUAUUCGUAACAUUAUAUUGUAAAUUCUGUUAUAUUUGUAUCUUUAUAUUAUUGCAACUCUUACAACGAUUCCUAUCUAACAAUAUAGAAACAUAUACAAAUUGAAAGUGGUUAUGUAUUAUAAUUUAUAAAUAUUUACAAAAGUUGUUCAGA